AUGGCAGAAACUGAUGAGGAGAUUGAGUUACAAUCGGCGUAUCUAGCUACAUAUCUAGUUCAACAUUAUUAUACAACAUACAUUGAAAAGACUCAUUGUAUGAAUUCUUCUCAAACUGGUCAUAUGUGGUUGAUGGAAAUAUUACAAGGAAAUGAAAGUAGAUGUCAUAGAAUGUUUAGGAUGGAGAAGGGUGUUUUCAUUAAAUUAUGCAAUGAAUUGGAAGCUAAUUAUGGAUUUAAGGGUUCGAAGAGAAUGUGUGCUCUUGAAAUAUUAGGCAUGUUUUUAUUUACAUUAGGUCACGGUGCUGGAAACCGGUUGACACAAGAGCGAUUCCAGCACACAGGCGAGACAGUUAGUCGAUAUUUCAAUAAGGUUUUAGAUGUUUUAUGUCAUAUGAGUGUAGAUGUAUUAAAACCUAAAGAUGUUCCUGAAGAGAUAUUGAGAGAUUCUAGAUACAUGCCUCAUUUUAAGAAUUGUAUUGGCGCAAUAGACGGUGUACAUGUGAAUGCCGUAAUUCCUCCUGAAGAUCAAGUACCGUUUGUUGGUAGAAAAGGGGUACCAACUCAGAAUGUCAUGGCAGUAUGUAAUUUUGAUAUGCAAUUUAUAUAUGCAUAUGCCGGGUGGGAAGGAAAAUAUUAUUUAGUAGACGCGGGAUACCCACAAAUUACAGGUAUUUUAGGACCAUAUAAAGGCCAAAGAUACCAUCUUCCACAAUUUCAACGAGGUAGCAAACCUACUGGCUAUAAAGAGGUAUUCAACCAGGCACAUUCUUCUCUUCGAAGUGUUAUUGAAAGAACUUUUGGAGUAUGGAAGAAGAGAUGGAAAAUAUUAAGAGAUAUGCCUAGUUAUCCAUACCAGAAGCAAGUAAAAAUAGUGAUUGCAUCAAUGGCCUUGCAUAAUUACAUUCGAAGGCAUGCAAAACGUGAUCGACAUUUUGAGAAAAUUAGAGACAAUCCAGAUUAUUGUGCAAAUAAUCAAACGAAUAUUGAAGAUGAAGAUGAGACCAUUACAACUUCAAAUUUAAAUGAAAUGAACAAUAUCAGAGAUAUGAUUGCUGCAAGUUUAAUGGGACAUAAUUAA
This is a messenger RNA of Cannabis sativa, 1080 nucleotides long. RefSeq lists its product as uncharacterized. The transcript has 3 exons. Bases 1 to 1080 code for a protein of 359 amino acids. The record is from RefSeq and is a predicted model, not a curated record. Lineage: Eukaryota; Viridiplantae; Streptophyta; Magnoliopsida; Rosales; Cannabaceae.